AUGACGGCGACUACAAGCAUCACGCUGCACCCCUCGGGACAGGAAAUGCCUCUUGUUGGGUUUGGUCUCUGGAAAGUUGAGAACGACAAAGCCGCCGACCUGGUGCAGACCGCAAUCAAAGCCGGAGUACGGCUCUUCGAUGGCGCAGCAGACUACGGCAAUGAACCUGGCGUCGGCGAUGGCCUCAAAGCAGCCAUUGACAGUAAGCUGGUGAAACGCGAGGAGCUUUUCAUCACCAGCAAGCUCUGGAACACUUUCCAUGCGAAGGAGCACGUCAAGGAAGCUGCGAAACGAUCGUUAGCGGAUCUCAAGCUGGACUAUUUCGACCUCUAUCUCAUACACUUUCCUAUCGCACAGAAAUAUGUGGACCCGAAAGUGCGAUAUCCGCCCGGAUUUCUGGACGAGAAGAAUCAACAGGCGACCAACAUCCCGUUGGCGGAGACCUGGGCUGCCAUGGAGGAGCUGGUGGACGAGGGUUUGGCGAAGAACAUUGGAGUUUCCAAUUUUCAAGGCUCCCUCCUGAUGGACUUGCUCCGCAGCGCACGAAUUUCUCCCGCCGUCCUGCAGAUCGAGCACCAUCCCUACCUCGUGCAAUCAGAGCUGCUCUCCCUCUGCGCCCUGCACAAAAUCGCAGUCACAGCCUACUUCUCCUUCGGCCCCACCUCUUAUGUCGAGUUGACCCGCGUUAUGGCUGCCCAGCAGAAGCAGCAGGAUACGCUCUUCGACGCCUCGACCUUCAACGCGGCGGGCGAGCGUGCAAAGACCGCCCCGAGUCUGCUGGAGAACGAUGUCGUCACGGCCAUUGCGAAGGAGCAUGAUCGUACGCCGGCGCAGGUGCUGCUGAGGUGGGCGACGCAGAGGGGUGUAGCGGUCAUCCCGAAGAGCUCGAAUGAGACGCGGCUACGGCAGAAUCUGGAGUGUGGCAGUUUUGAUCUGACGCAGGCGGAGCUGCGCAGAAUCUCGGCGCUGGACAUGGGGCUACGGUUCAAUAAUCCAAGUGAUAUGGUAAAGGAGUUCUGUAUCUUCGCUUGA
Molecule: messenger RNA, 1032 nt
Organism: Exophiala xenobiotica
Lineage: Eukaryota; Fungi; Ascomycota; Eurotiomycetes; Chaetothyriales; Herpotrichiellaceae
Exons: 5
Coding region: 1-1032 (343 amino acids)
Cellular component (GO): cytosol
Molecular function (GO): aldose reductase (NADPH) activity
Source: RefSeq, a predicted model, not a curated record